AUGGUGUAUGCUGCCGGUGCCAAGCUCCGGCCUGAUGAAGGACCCAUUCUUUAUCUUCCGGACAUCUUGGAAGAAGCUGCCAGACACAGCCCAACCGGUGGCUUCACCAUCUACGAGGACAGCGCAAGCUUCGAGGAGCUGAACGUGCACUUUGUGUCUUAUCCAUUUCUGCUGAGUGCCGCAAGGUCGCUGGCAAGAUGCAUCGUCGCAGCUACCGGAGGAGCCGAGAAAGGUGAAGAGACUUCCAGGAAAGUCCGCGAGAUCGGAGACCAAAAAACUCGGAUUAUGCUCGACCCAGACUUGCCUCGGCGGUAUUUGAUAAUCGCUUUCUGGGCCUGCAUGCUGGCAGGGAAACGGCCUUGCUUGCUCACCGUGCCGAGGACAUGGGAGAAGUCCCGAAGGCAGAAGUGGAUUCAGCAGUCAUGGGAGCAGCUCCGGUUCCCUCCUUUGAUUUCAGACUCAAGCUUGCAUCCCUUGAGCGAGGCGUGCUGUUCGCACAUCUUGUCACUCCCCCUGUCAUUGCACGACACUUCUCCAGAGCUUGGAAAGCACUUCGGGGUCGACACUUCCAGAGCUUCGGAAGAAGCCGUCGCCUUCUAUGCAGUCUCGCAAGAGGGCUGCAUCUACAGCUAUUCCGCUGAGGCCAUCUAUGCAAACAUCAAAGCCACAUCGGCUGUCCGGACCGAUGCGAGCUCACGGGGCAGCAGCAGUUUGAGCUGGAUGCCAUUCGGUCUUCCAACAGUGCUACUCUCUCACUGCGAAGCGGUUUAUCUAAGGCGCUCGGAAGUUCACUUCUUCAUGGACGGUCUGCUCAAGCCGACGACACUGCUCAAAAUCGUCGCGCGGCAUCGGCUCCAUGAAGUAAGUGCUCCUACGAUGUUCUUCCGCCGUGCAUUGCAGACGCUGCGGGUCCGUGAAAGCGCUGCAUUACCAGCGUGCUGCUUGAAAGGCCUUGCUGGCGUAAGGCAAUGGACAGUGCUGUAUGGUGGUGAAUUUGAUCUGUCUUGUCGAACGCGGCCUGGAGAGCUGGAAGAAUUUCAGAUGUUGAUCCUGCAGCUAGCCGGAAGCUCGCCAAGCGCUCUUCCAAGCUCACCGGCACAGUUCCAUAUCCAGCUCCUCUCACCAUGGGGCAAUGUCGUGGCGCACACUGGUCUUUUCACGCCUGCCUGCAGCAGGGAGUUCAGUGGUGCUUGUACGGUGGCAGCUGGCAUGGAAGCACGCAUUCGUGGGACAAUGCCUGGUACGAUCCAAAUUCGCGGCUUGGCGGCCUUGCCGGGUCUCGCAUGUUCGGCAGAUCUUCUUGAAAGCGGCUGGAUUUCAACGGGCCUUAGCGGGUCGCUGGAGACAUUUCCGAACUGCGAUCAUCACUUCCACGUCACCGACAUUCCAAGUGAAGUCUUCCGGGUCUCCGGCGUGGAGUACACAGCUGAGGAGCUCGAAGCGGCUUUAGAACUGGCCCCCGAGGUGACACCUGGGUCUGCUGCAGCUGUCAGGCUCCUAACACAAGGGCAAGAGAUGCCGCUUCUGCUCUUCAACCCCUCUGACCCACGUGCAGCAGAGCGGGAACGAAUCAUAAAAGCUCUGAGAAGUCACCUUGCAGUGACAUUGGGAAUUAUCCCAAGGCUGGGACCGCUGCCAGCCUCCCAGCUGCUACGCUCGUGGUCUGGCAGGCCAUACAGGGAACUGGAAAGGCGCACGGAGGUGCAGGAGUUCACUUCAGCCUUCCUGACAGGGAAGGCGGAAGAGUUGCUUCCAUCGGAAUGGGCCUUCGAAGAGGAGUACAAGCCCUAUCGGCGCUCGCCUGCGAACAACACUGCCAAUGAGGAAGACGAAGAUGCUCUGGAAGAAAGACUGGAGGGUGUUCAACAAACGGAGGAGUUACCUGAACAGCAAGUGUCGGGGCCGGAGACAAUAGCACUCGUGCUGAGCAACCUGAAGUCACAAGACACCGACUCAGCAAGGCUGGCGAAGGUUGUUUGUUCCAGUUUGGUCCAGACGUCGAAACCAGGCCUUCCACGCUGGGCGGCCUAUGAGGUGGAUGAUGUCGAGGCUCCCAAGCAGUUCCAGGAACUGGCAAAGACCGGGAAAGCCGCGGCUUUGGUACAUUUGCUUCAAACUGAUGCCUGGAACGCAAGCGACGUGACCAGCUUGAUAGAAAUCUUGCAAGCCUGGAGCAAGGGUCUGGCCACGCAGGCCCCGGAGCAAGUAUCGUCAGUCCUGAACAUACUUUGUGUGUCCACCGGACGCUGUGCUCACUUGUGCGGAGCAUCAUCGGAUCCUCGAAAGCAUCUGCUGACAGGAGUGCUGCUCAGUGCAUCAGCUGAGCUGCCGCUGCGUUGUUGCCAUGUGGACGCGGCACCUGGGCCUAGCAAUGCAGAGCAAGCUGAACAGCGGCAGACCAAGCUCGCGGAAACACUUGCUCUAACCGCCACAGAUUUGUUGACAGAGCUGGGGUUUCCUGCAGAGGUUCUGGUGGACAGUGAUGGUAACCGUCUCGCACGGCGGCUGAAGCCCAUGGCACUGGAGGUGAAAAAAACAGCUGGGUUAAACUUUCAAAGAGUGCUGAUGGCAGGCGGGGCAGGAGGAGUGGGCGCUUUGUGGGCACAGUUUCUGAAGGCCGAAACCUUGAUUCUUCUCGGGCGUUCGCCGCCCGCAGGAAAGCCAAGAGGCAAAUUAGAUCAAUUGAAGCACGCUGCAUUUGAGGUCCUAUAUAUUCCUGUGGACAUAUGCGACAAGCGUCGAUUGCAGGAUGCCUUGCAGAAUUGCGCUGCCCAGGACAUUGAUUUCGCAUGCAGCCUGUGCGAGUCCUUCAGGCCACUGCCUCUAUGCGACUUCGAUGGGACUUCCAUGGAUUUGCCUUUACGGAAGCUUUGCGGGGCGGAAAAUUUUGUUUCCGUGCUGUCAACGCAUCGUAAAGUCAAGAAGCUUCCCGUUCUUUUCACUUCUACGGCCGUGUCCGUGAAUGGGGCCGCUCAGCUCGCGCAGUACGCGGCAGGUGCGCGUGCCUUGGAGGCUUUCUGCGCUCGGGAGCGAUGCUGCAACGACAGGACUGGUUGUGAUGUCCGCUGUGUAGCGCUAUCCGCAUGGGAUGGCAUCGGCAUCACCGAAAAAUUUCCUCGACUAGCAGCGGCUUCGCCUGCGGCAGGAUUGAAGGUUCUGACAGCACACGCGGGAGUUCUGGCACUCGAGGCGGUUUUCCAGCGUUUUAGAGCACCCCGCUACGGAGUGCUUACAAUUGGUAUCGAUGCAUGUCAUCCGCGGUUUGCAGCACUCACUGGUGGAAAGCUCUGCUCCGGUCCAGCUGCGGGUACAACGUCGAUGCAAGGAUGCAUUGAAAUUGUACAAGUAGCCGUUCGCACAGUCCUGGGACGUGAUGCUCAGCUUGGUGACAGUUUUGUUCAAAUUGGGUUGGAUUCCAUGUCCUCAAUGUCUCUUCACGGUGCGCUUUGCGAAUCCUCGGGCGAUUCUUCGCUGCCACCUAGCAUUUUCUAUGAUAAUCCAACCAUAUUGGCGGUGGCAAAGCUGCUGCACAAGCAGGCAAUGGCUGCCAAAGGUCCACUUGGUGCCGGCAUGGAAGGCAUGGACGACAUUGAUGCUUCCUUGAUGGAAAGUCCUGAGGCACGGCAGUCGUAUCACUUGAGCCUUGCCCGUGAAGCCUUGCUGAAGAAGGACUUUGAAGAGGUUCGGCAUCGGUGCCAGCAAUGUUGGAAGCAAGGGUCGAUCGUCGGACAGGCCCAAGUUGUUGUUUCCCGACUGGAAAUCGAAGCAUGCCGUGGAUUGGGCCUUGCCAAUGAGUGGCGACAUGCUGCAGAGGCCACAGUCCGUCUUUGCGAGGACGUCUUCGGACGCGAUCAUCCCGACACCAGCAUAGCAGCUGUCAAGAUGUAUGAGGCCACAAACUGGGGAGCAGAAGGAGGGCUUCAAGCCCGCAGAGGUGGACCAGGAACCCCCAUGGAUGCAGCACAUGCGGCACUAGCUGAUCGGCACAAACGCUUCAUGUCCUCCGUCACAUGGGUAGAAGCAGCCGGCUAUGCCACAAGCUCAACAACUCAGUGUGCAAGUGUUUGGCUUGUGCCCAGUGGAAGUUCCGCCGGGAAGUUGCAAAUCUUAAACCUUGACGGCCAGAAGCUUAGCCAGCCAAGUCAGGGCCAAGUGCCUUGUUUAGGUGUGCUAGGGCGGCUGGAGGCACUAGAGACGCUGAAGCUGCGCCGAAAUCAACUUGCAGAGGUGCCAUCCGAACUGGGACGCUUGGUCCGGCUCCGCGAGUUGUGGUUGACUCAAAACUCUUUGUCGGAGCUUCCUGCAACUUUUGGCAAUCUCUCAAAGCUUCGAGUUCUGGCUUUAGAGCGGAACCGACUUGCCAAGCUACCUAGCUGCAUCUCAAAGCUUCGGGGUCUCUUGCAGCUGGGCUUGGAUGAGCAGGAGACAGCGAUGACAGAGCUUUGCACGGUUCCAGCAGCGGUUCUGUCCAUCUUGCGAGGCCGAGGUUGUCAGGCUUUGCUUCCGGCUCUAGACUGCGGAGCGAAGCAUGAGAAGCCCAACUUGAAUACCGUGUUCUGGGCCAACAACGGCCUCAGUUCGGAGCCAAAGCUUGUUGCCUUCGCACAGUCCCUGCGACUCCUAGACUUGGCUCACAACCGGAUCGCAAUGAUCACAAGCGAUAUUUUGGGGCUUCGCAACUUGCGUGAUCUCAGCCUUGCGGGAAACCUUCUGCAACAUCUACCUGCAUCCAUCGGCAGAAUGCGAUCUUUGCAGCAACUGUGGUUGCAUGGAAAUUAUUUGUCGGAGCUACCGGACGAGCUUGGGGACCUCGAGGCGCUUGCGAUCCUUGAGCUACACCACAACCGCCUCCUUUCGCUUCCAACCUCUCUCUACAGACUCUCACACUUGAACUGGUUCUUCGCUCACGGCAACUGCUUGACAGACGCGAGCUUCCUGAAGACUUUGUCACAGCUACCGAGGAUAAAGAUAGUCGGCCUCGGAUGCAACAAGCUUCAGCUGCACGACCUCGACCUCCGAAAACUAGGAAGAGCGAGCUUCGGCCUUGGUUGGAAUCCGGGGGUCGAAGCGGGGCAUCUCACAGAAGCUUUGACCACAAGCGACCUCUUCUGGGACAAGAUGGAAGAGGACACUCAGGAGGUUUUAGUCAUCACCUUUUCGGCCCAAGGUGCUCCCGUGGCACAGGGCCAGGCCGAAGUGCGCGCUUUGCGCGACUCCUUUCUAAAGGUUGAUGCGCUAUACGUUUGCGACCCCGCAAAUGCCUGGUUCAUGCAAGACCCAUCGCAGCAGUGGAGAGGAUUGGCGUACUUCGAAAAGAGGAUCUCCGCGAUUGCAGCACAGUAUCCGCGAGUUUUCGCAUGGGGUGGAUCCAUGGGAGGUUCUGCUGCACUGCUUUUCGCAAGCUUGGCGAACAGAGUGCACGCUUUCAGUCCUCAAGUGGACCUGGUCUACACAUGGCCGUCAUUUGCAACAGCAACUGUCCGUGAGGACUUCCGUCGGCGCGUUCAGGAGUCUGUGCGAUCUUGCCGCGGGCAUGUGCACGUGCAUGUGGGUGCCGAAAAUCACACAGACAACCGCCAUGCUGCCGCACUUCCUUCGUGCACCCUCAUCCACCUCCAUGAGACGGCCAAUCACAAUACGAUGAAGCAUCUAAAGUUGCGACGGAAACUGCUGCAACUCUUGAAGUUCGAGGUGGCAGAUCUGUUCAUGGAAGUCUACGCAGACAACACAGCACGGGAACGUCACAGUCGACAGGUUCUGAGCGUCUGCGAGGGUCAAGACUAG
Symbiodinium necroappetens is the source of this 5784-nucleotide messenger RNA. The record is from the annotation of a GenBank genome assembly. NCBI's taxonomy places the organism in Eukaryota, Dinophyceae, Suessiales, Symbiodiniaceae.